GAUGCCAUAUUGGAAUCGGGCGCAGGGAGCGAUCGGCUCCGCGCAGCGCAGCGCAACGCGGGGGCUCGGGAAAAAAAGGGGAAAACACCCCUAAAAAAGCCAAACUCACCCAGGUACUCCCUGCUGCAGGAUGAAUUAGGAAGGCAAGGCCUUUCCUCGUGAACCAUGGAGACAAGGUCGUCAUUCAUCGCUACCAUGCAAGAGACGCAACAUCUCUCCCCAGAGAAGGGUCAGAGCCCGGCCAAUGGCAACAGGGAGCAGUUUGAUUCAGAUGAGGGCUCCAGCAUUGAGGAUGCAGACUUCAACUGGGACGAGUACCUGGAGGAAACAGGAGCCAGCGCAGCUCCCCACACCUCCUUCAAACAUGUUGAAAUCAGCCUUCAAAGCAGUUUCCAACCAGGGAUGAAAUUGGAAGUGGCCAACAAAAGCAAUCCGGACACAUAUUGGGUAGCUACGAUCAUUACAACAUGUGGACAGCUCUUACUGCUUCGUUACUGUGGCUAUGGAGAUGACCGCAGGGCGGAUUUCUGGUGUGACGUGAUGACAGCAGAUCUUCACCCCGUUGGCUGGUGUACACAGAAUAACAAGGUCCUGAUGCCUCCAGAUGCAAUCAAAGAGAAAUACACGGACUGGACGGAGUUUCUCAUACAUGAUUUGACUGGCGCCCGGACUGCACCUGCAAAUUUACUGGAAGGCCCUCUGCGAGGAAAAAACCCUGUAGACCUCAUUACAGUUGAUUCCUUAAUAGAGCUGCAGGAUUCCCAGAAUCCCUUUCAGUACUGGAUAGUUAGUGUGGUUGAAAAUGUUGGAGGAAGAUUACGCCUUCGCUAUGUGGGAUUGGAGGAGACUGAAUCCUAUGACCAGUGGUUGUUUUACUUGGAUUGCAGACUUCGACCAGUCGGUUGGUGUCAAGAGAAUAAAUACAGAAUGGACCCACCUGCAGAUAUCUAUUCUCUGAAGACUAUAUCUGAGUGGAAAAGCGCUCUGGAAAAAUCCCUUAAUGAUGCAGCAAAUUUUCCUCUUCCAAUGGAAGUAUUCAAGGACCAUGCUGAUUUGCGAAACCACUUCUUCACUGUGGGCAUGAAGCUGGAGGCAGUGAAUACGAGGGAACCAUUUCAUAUCUGUCCUGCAUCAGUGACGAAGGUUUUUAACAAUCAUUAUUUACAAGUGACCAUUGAUGACUUGAGACAUGAACCCAGCAAAAUCUCAAUGCUUUGCCAUGCGGAUUCCUUAGGGAUCUUGCCAAUACAGUGGUGCCUUAAAAACGGAGUCAAUCUCACACCUCCCAAGGGUUACUCUGGCCAGGACUUUGACUGGGCAGACUACCAGAAGCAGUGUGGAGCGGAGGCAGCGCCUCAUGUGUGCUUUAGAAAUACGUCCUUCAGCCGUGGCUUUACUAAGAACAUGAAGCUGGAGGCAGUGAACCCGAAGAACCCUGCAGAGAUAUGCGUUGCUUCUAUCACCUCAGUAAAAGGGCGGUUAAUGUGGAUUCACCUUGAAGGUUCACAGAUGCCCUCUCCAGAGUACAUAGUUGAUGUAGAGUCCACGGACAUUUUCCCUGUUGGCUGGUGUGAAGCAAAUGGUUAUAACCUAACUCCACCACACAAAGCUGUUUUGCGAAGGAAGAGAAGAAUUGCAGUUGUGCAACCAGAAAAGCAGUUACCAUCCGCAGUGCCUGUUGAGAAAAUACCUCAUGACCUCUGCUCAGUUCCUCAGCCAGACACAACAGGUACCAUCAAUGGGAGAUACUGCUGCCCCCAGCUCUACAUCAACCACCGCUGCUUCUCAGGUCCAUAUUUAAACAAAGGCAGAAUAGCAGAGCUACCUCAGUCUGUCGGGCCUGGCAAGUGCGUGCUCGUCCUCAAAGAGGUUCUCAGCAUGGUAAUCAAUGCAGCUUACAAGCCAGGGAGUGUUUUAAGAGAAUUGCAGCUAGUGGAAGACCCUCAGUGGAAUUUCCAAGAGGAAACACUUAAAGCAAAAUACAGAGGGAAGACAUACAGGGCAACUGUUAAGAUUGUGCGGACAUCGGAUCAGGUAGCAGAUUUCUGCAGAAGAGUCUGCGCAAAGUUGGAGUGCUGCCCCAACUUGUUCAGUCCUGUGCUCGUGGCUGAAGUCUGCCCAGAGAACUGCUCCAUUCAUACUAAAACCAAGUACACUUAUUAUUAUGGGAAGAGGAAAAAAAUCAUUAAGCCACCAAUUGGGGAAAACAACAACAUCAAAAGUGGACAUGUUAAGCCAGCCAGGCGCAGAAAAAGGCGGAAAUCCAUCUUUGUGCAGAAGAAAAGGAGGUCAUCAGCUGUCGAUUUGAAUGCUGCCGGCUCUGCAGAGGAGAGUGAAGAUGACGAGCCAGACGCAAUGGAGGAUGAAACAGGAAGCGAAGAAACCAGCUCAGAACUCCGGGAUGACCAGACAGAUACCUCCUCUGCUGAGGUCCCCUCCACCAGACCUCGGCGAGCAGUCACCUUGCGGAGCAGCACUGAAUUGGACAGACCUCCUCCCACAGAGAGAGCCCGACGAAGCCGAAGACCUCAGCCCCAUUCCUACAACGAAGUGGAGAAGUGCACACAAGUCAAAGAAGAAAUAAAGCAAGAAGAGGAAGAGAAGCUCAUCCUUGACAGUAAUCCAUUGGAGUGGACUGUGACUGAUGUCGUGAGGUUUAUUAAACUGACUGACUGUGCACCCCUGGCCAAGAUAUUUCAGGAGCAGGACAUUGAUGGCCAAGCCCUUCUGUUGCUGACUCUGCCCACGGUGCAAGAAUGCAUGGAGCUGAAGCUUGGUCCAGCCAUUAAACUGUGUCACCAGAUUGAGCGAGUAAAAGUUGCUUUCUAUGCACAAUACGCCAACUGACUGCACUUAUCCUUUCUGUUGUCCUUCUUGUUCCCUCUGUUUUUUAAUAUUUCAGCUUCUUCAAAGGUUUUUUUCCCUAUCUCUUUUCUUUUCCAAGAACACAUUGGAUUGGAAGUACUGGGAAUUAAUCUUUAGGGAAGAAGAAAAAAACUGUAACAGAAAACUAGCAGCAAAUUGAACUAAUUUUUCUGUACUUGUAAAGCACACCGAAAGACUGCUGGCAUCUCUCCUCGUGAGCCUUGCCAACCUGUUAUGCAGUGGUGCAAGGCCAGCACGGAUCAGAUGGUUUGUUGUUUGUUAAAGCUGCCGAUGGCAGAUACAUUCCCAAGGAGAAAGGUCAGACAUUUCCAGAUGUUGAUUGUUUGUAAAGGCCAGUUUCUGGACAUGAAUAUUUCUUUAAGCCAACUCUGACACACUCCUUUCAUAUUGAAAUGUAAGUUAUUAUUUGUAGCAUUACCUGAGCUUUACUGCUGAUUUGAUCUUAGUGAUCAAUGGGCUUUUUUCUCCCGCCUCUCCAGUCUUGCAAAAGGAAGAAAAUGUUAUACCAGUCAUAUGCUGUUUCUUACUUCUGAGUGAUUUCUGAAGGAGGACUCAACCCGUGGUCUCUGUAUGGUAUCGAAGCUGCAACGAACUGACAGGAGUGCAACAAGACCUGAUGUGCCAUAAUAUGUCCUGAGAUUCACUGCCUCUGCUCAAUAACCUGAAAGUCUCUGUGAUGGGGUCUCUACAGUUGGCAUUCUCAUACAAGAAUAUGCAUGAAAGCUUUCAUAGUCAAGCCUAUCCUCUUAAAGCCAGGUCACUUGAGCCUCACAGGGUGCAAAAAGAAAGGCUAUUCAGAUUUAGUGAUGAGACUGUUGAGUGAAUGCUGGUUUCGUUUGCAUCUUGGUGAAUCUGGUUGCUAGGUGGGAAUAAAAAGCAUCAAUCUUUUCAGGCUGCAUACGCCAUGGUGCUUAAGACCAGCUGAGGAUCUGGCCUGUUGUCUCUACAAAGCUCCGAGACUCUCCCAGUGCCACUCUGGCUAGUGUAACUGGUUCUUUGCUUCAUGCCAAGCCGGGUAAGCACCAGAGAUCGUGAAGAAAUUGAUUGGACCCCUUGGGUUUGCCUUAGUUGUUUAUAGGAAAAAUAUUUCCCAUUUACUUUGCAGGGAUAUAUGACCCCAUUAGUCCCGUGUGUUGAGCCUGAAUUUGCUGUAACUCAGAGGCUGGCGGCAUCACAGUGAUGUAAAAUUCUCCCCAAAGCAUUUUGCUAUAAUUUCAAAGUGCAAGUGAGUCUCUUCCUCAAAAACUGAAUUAGAUGGUUUGUGUUGAGUUUAAGCUGGAUUUCAUCGGAAACCACUGACUUCAGCACACUUCGGUUCUCAAACCAUAAACAGAGCCCUGUUCCCUGGCCUUGGGGAACUCAGCUUGGAAAUUCUGCGCAUCUCUGUUACAGAGCUGUGAUGUCAAAGCCCACUCAGUGAAGACUUCUUCAAAAAAGAAUUUCUAGCCCUAAAUCUGAAACCAGUUAUGGCCAGAUAACCACCACCUCAAGCACAUACCGUAUGAUGACAGCAAACUUGGGUCAGAUAACUCUGUUGACCACCAUGUACUCAGAAGAACCAGGUGACUAACACCAGGCUAUAGCUGCUGCUUUCUCCUUCAUCAGUUUUCUCCUUCAGUUCCUUCGAUUAAAGGGGAAAAGCCUCAGAAAUAAAUAGUGUGGAUUACAUCCGAAUCUGCCCUACAGCAUAUGUUAGCCGAGAAGCAUCAACUCCAUUUGUCAUGCAUCACUGGGAGAUAUCUACUCUGGCUUUCAGUGAGUUUCCUUGAGGAUUGUGGUGGGUGCAACUGCUGCAGCUUGGGCCAGAUCCUGCCUGCUCCUGAGACUUCAUCAAAAAUUUUCUCACGUGAGAGGUCAGCAGGACUGAAUCUGUUCUCAGAUGUUGUGUUGUACUGAAGAUCUUGUUGUUGUUCAAGUUUUAAUUGACUGAGGGGAAAAGUAGACACUUCUGCAUCAAAUGGUUUUCUUUUGUUUUUCAGAAGUCCAGGAAUGAGGUUUUGUAGUAGUGUACACAUUCAAAAACUGGGUUAUAGAUUGUAAUUUCUACUGACAGUAGCAGUGGACUGUGACCAUGCAACUCGUUUGAUAACUACUUCAGAUCCCUCAUUGAGUCCGCUAAAAUGUUGCUCCUUGUUUUGUCUCUGAAGACAAAAGGAUUGUGCCCAUCAAAAUGAGAGCACAGCUGAGAAAACCAGGGAGGGCACUUCUCCCAGCUCCUUCAUACUUCAGCCCGGUCCCUCCAAUGGCUGGUAUAACAUUUGUCAGCAGGAGAUAGCUCCCGAAAGACUGCCAUGAGGAGAACUGGCAUAUGAGGACAUUUCGAGGAAGGGAAGCUUUUUGCUAAACAGCAUCCCAGCAGUGAUCCUUUACUUACCACGUCCACCUUCUGAGCAUCCUCUGGUGCUCUGGUGUUCUUGGAGUUUCUGGCCACUGGGAUUUCUCAGAGACAUUUAAUGCGUCCGGAGACACGUUGCAAAAGUGUCAUUGUUUUCUCUCUCAGCCUUGUAACUGUAGAUAUUCCUAUGGCAGCUAACUAUUCAUGGAGGCACAGUCAGGGAGCAGCCAGCUGCAGACUCUUGAGAGCAGCCGUGUCUGAUGUUGGCCAAGCAGGGCAUGGGUGAAGCAUUGAGCCCAGCAUAUGGGAGUCUUUACUGAUUGUUCAGGGAAGUUAAAUCAUAUUUAAAACUCACCUAUUAAAAAAAAAAAAGAGUUUUAAUUGUAUCUUGCGCUGGCUCUUUUAUUUCCUCAGGUUCCUCUAUCCUCACCCUUUGUCUUUCAAUUUAUUGUUCUUUGGUAUCGUCUCAUUUAUCACACUCUGCCCUUUUGGAGAAGAUAAUAACCUGUGAUCUUUAUGCUAAAAUUUCUUUGGGUGGUAAAUGCUUUAUUAUUAUGUACCGUUUAAUCUGCAAGCUGGGAAAAAAUAGAGAAUUGGGCUACUGUUGUCUGUUGCACUGAUUGCCUUCCAGAGAAGCUGGAGCUGGACUUCUUAAGACAAUUUAUUAAGCAAGUGGAAAAUGGAUGGUGUGUGCUUUAACUGGACAGUACACUUGAAUUGUCACUUACAGCUUGAGCAGAGAUCAGAAGGAAAUUCGUGCUCUUGUCUGGACUUCAUUUCAAUUGUGGAAUAUUAGCAAGGCUUUGUAGUAAUGUACUUCAAAGGAGAUGUUGGAAACCUGAUCUUGGUAGGGUAAAAUAUCACUUUACUUUGCAAUGUAGAAGCAUAAGCCACUGGAUUUUUUUUUUUUUGGUCGAGCCCUGGUUACAAGUUAAAUUGAUGACAUUUGUCAAGCCACAUCAUCUCCCCUCCCUGUUCUGAAUUUGGGAUCCAGGCAUGAAGUUUAUUGUGUUACCAGCUACAAAAGGCCACCACUGUGAAGUGCUGAACUCAUGAUUAUACAAGACCGUUACCAAGGGCCAGGGAGCAACCUUGCAGUUGCUUUUAGGCUGUUGGAUGCUGAACUUCAGCACGUGAAUGCAGUCCACUUUGCUCCCAUGAGAAAGGGGUGCAGACACCUGUUAUUGGCUUCUUUUCAAGAAUAAGCCAAAGGAUGGGCAUUGCUGGAGCAAAAGUAGGAGGUUGAAGAGUAUGUGGUGUUCUUUUUAGUUUCAGAGCUCUUCUUCCAUUUCCAGCUUGAAAACACAGCUGUCACCCACUUUCCUGUUUUGUUCUCAAUGCUAGAAUGAUCGAACCCUGGCCUUUUCUACCUCUCAGAAGCUCAGUGGCUUCUCAGCUCUGACAAGGAUUUCAGGGUCCAAUGUAUUAACCAUAUGCAGUAGCCUUUGAUAGUCUGGUCCUGCAGGGUGCAAAAAAACCUCCUAGAAAUUCUGUGUGCCCUCAGUAACCAGUAAAAUCAGGGCAAAUGGUUACACACCCUGUCCUUAUUGAAACAUCUAACAGAUGCGUGUCCCAGUUGAGAUGGCCUGACCCAGUCCAACAAUGGUAUUUGAACGUCUGCUAGGGUUUACAGAGUUUCUCAGUAAAUCAGGCACCCAAAAUCCAUUCCUAUUUCACUCUGGGUAAAGAGCUAAUUUGCCUUAAGCUAGAAAGACACCAUUCCUUGGCUUUAACCUUCAACUUUUUUCAGUCACCGGUUGUGUGGUGUGGCGCAAACACUGUGGAGCUGUUUGAAGGCAAAUCAAGACACGUUUGGGCUGCCAUAAUCAACGUUUACUCACCUGAAAAGCCUGAUUGGUCUUUUCCGGGUACAAAACUGAAUUAGGCAGGACUACAGUGCCAUCGUAGUGUUUUAGAAGCUCAGUACCACCAAGGCACUUCAAGUACUUUUUGCUUUUCUGGUGCAGUGUAUCUGCAAAACGAUGAAUUUGGAUUGUUCCUCCUGUUUUCAAGUUCAAGUGCCAAAAGAGAAGAACGUGCUGUAACUGAACACCAUUAAAACCAGCUUUAUUACAUGUGGAUAAAUACAGUCUCAAGGGCUCCAUUUUGGUGCUAAUAUAUGUCACGCUGUACUUUCCAUUGCUGGGGAUUACAAAACUGAUUCUGUACACCAGGAAAUAUUUUCUGUAAUUAGCAAUGUCUUGAGCAUUAAGGUUUUAUUUCUUCUUGUGGCUGUAGAUUUUUUAACUCAGAAACACCCAACUAAUACGAUCUCCUCAAAUCAGGUGAGUUUCAGAGAAAUUUUAUGCAGUAUAUUUAUGAAAAACUUUCAAAAUGUGGGGGUGUGUAUAUUUUUCCCUCAAAAAUACUGUUCAUCACAUCAACUGACCUAGAACUAAGGGAGUCUGUUACUCAGAAUUUGAUCCAGAAGUAACUGAAGUUAGUGGAGAGGCCCUUGUCUUCACUAAAUUCUUUCACAUAGAAGUCAGAAAGUGUGCAGUUAUUUAACAUAAAAUUCAAAUCCGUCCUUCUCCUAGCAGGCAGAAAUGCAGCUGAAAUUUGAAAGAUUUAACAAGAGAGGGCUCGUGUCGUUAGAUGCUCAUGAACUCCGAAAAAAAGGAGCAGAAGCAGUUAAUAUUCUUAUUUAUUCCUUGAUACAAUACUCCAGUAAAAAGUGGAAAUUAUCAAAAUGGCUGCAUUUAGAAUACAAGGCAGUCAUCAAAGAUGAGUGUUUUACAGCCCAGUAGCCUUUUAAAUGUUAACCAUCCUGCAGAAGAGGAGUGAAUUUACAAUGGUUUGGUGCCAUGAACUGAAAUUCUUUUGCAGAGGAAGACACAUGAACUGUACAAAACCAACAUGAGCCAUAGUUUUACGUACUCCUCAUCUUUCUCUUGUUUUAUUCUUUCAUUGGAAUUCUUACCUUGUAAAAGGUCGCAUGUUCUUGUGAUUUUAAACUCCAGCCUCUGUAAUGGGCCCGUGGCACAGCAUACCAGCAAAAUGCUUUUUUAUCCAUCAUGGGGGUUGGAACUAGAUGAUCUUGAAGGUCCCUUCCAACCCUAACUAUUCUAUGAUUCUAUGAUUCUGUGAUGCUGCAGAUGAGUGUUUUUUGUUGACAAGUAGUUAGGUCAGGUAAGCAAAGAGGUCUUGCUUCAACAGCUUGUUAGAAGAGUCGUCUGUGCAGCCUAGAGGACAGAUGCUCCCCACAGCUCAC
Cuculus canorus (common cuckoo) is the source of this 8432-nucleotide messenger RNA. It is a transcript of the gene SFMBT2, whose product is annotated as Scm like with four mbt domains 2. The coding region runs from base 166 to 2847 and encodes 893 amino acids. NCBI's taxonomy places the organism in Eukaryota, Metazoa, Chordata, Aves, Cuculiformes, Cuculidae. Gene Ontology annotation, biological process: regulation of DNA-templated transcription. Gene Ontology annotation, cellular component: nucleus. The transcript has 21 exons. The record is from RefSeq and is a predicted model, not a curated record. Gene Ontology annotation, molecular function: histone binding; transcription corepressor activity.